Messenger RNA from Cooperia oncophora, 360 nucleotides. NCBI's taxonomy places the organism in Eukaryota, Metazoa, Nematoda, Chromadorea, Rhabditida, Trichostrongylidae. The record is from the annotation of a GenBank genome assembly.
AUGAAAGCGCUUAAAGCUAUGUAUGGGAUUAAUGAAUACGCAGAAAAUGCACGCACUCCAUAUUAUGGUCCGGAUCGAGCCGCGAAGAGACGUCGUCUUGUUGGUUCGGAAAUUGACGUGAAUAAAGACGGAAGUAAGAUUGACCCGAAUGACAUAUAUGCAGGAUGUGCAGCGAAACCUGUACCAGGAGCUGUUGUUGUGUCGAAGUUCGAUCCGGUGAAACCUCUCAACGAAGCCAAUAAAGGAUUCCGGCUACUUCAGAGUAUGGGCUGGAAAGAGGGUGAAGGCUUAGGAAAGGACGGCAAGGGACGUCAGGAACCGGUAAGUGAUUUCUGUGACACUGCAUUAAACUUACUAUAA